CCCACACACAUCUACACAAUGUUCUCCAGCCCAACCCCUGCGCCAGGCGCGAGAACUAUUGCUGCAAGUGCUCUUCGGGGUGCCGGCUUAACAGCUGACCGAGACACAACAAUGCGAGAUGUAGAACGACCAACAGGCAGGAAAGCAGCUUCAAAACAUCGCUCCCAUCGAGUUCGCGUAUAUGAUUUGAAUGGAACGGGGUCCAGCAGUCGCAUGGUCAUCGACCUCUCCUCUCUCUCUCUCGACUACUUGAAACCCACCGCUUACGAACCGCACGACGUUGCUCGCAGCUCUCUUCCCGGGUCUCAGACGGUGCAACAUCCGACCUCCUUUCCAUACGUGGAGCUUCAAGGAUACCGGUUUCCCGCCCUCGUAGAAACGCCUCCAGCCUCAAGCCGUAUCCUUGCUGGUAAAUCAACUCGAACCCUGGAGCACUGGACAGAGUUCGUCAAGAAGCGCUACGAUCCUCAAACCAAAUGUCUCAACCUCGAUUCCAUCCAAGAUGACGAAAUAAUUCGGAAGCAUGGUCUUCAAACCCCCGGCAAGGCGGGUGGCACCGCUCGGGAAGCUGGUGUCAUAUUCAAACUUGCGUCAAAACUCAAACCACCCGUGUGUCUCAUAUCACUCCAUGUCUCAUUUGAUCCGACGAUUGUUUUUUACAAGGUGGAAACCGUAUCGCUGGCCAACAACGGCCUCAUUGGACAGCAUCUAACAUACCUCGACAAAUACCUUCCACGCAUCGUCAAUCUGUCCCUGCAAAACAACAACCUGCGAGGAUGGAAGGAUCUUGAAUUCAUCUCUGGUCGUCGGGGGAAGCUCCUCAAGCUACGUGAGCUCGUUUUAAUGGGCAACCCUGUACGAGAGAACGAGUACCAAACCGGGAAUGGAGAUCGGUUCAAGCGGGAGGCUCUACGUCGAUUCCUCACCCUUGAGCUACUUGAUCAAGAACCCGUCACAAAGAUUGCGUUCGAUGUUGCCCAAGUCGAUCCCACUGCGCCGACCGCAGUGGCAGUUCCAGCACCAUCGGCCACCACCUUCCCUUUCAAAAUGGGCCCAUCUUUCAUUGACGGCGUUGAUCCAGCCGUCGUCAGUAACUUCCUGUCACGGUUCUUGCCUAUGUUCGACACCCAACGGCCACAACUAGCUGACGCCUACACUCCCGCCUCGACCUUCUCUUUCUCCGCCAACACCACGAUUCCCAGUCGUGCACGAAUCGAGGGCCUCCAUCACCACCCUCAACUUCCCAACCAACCUAAGCUCAGUUGGAAACCAUGGAUCGACGGCGGGUCGCGCAACCUCCAACGACUGUCGAAUGACAAGAUAGCGUCUGCGUUGCAUGUCGGUGGGCCUGAUAUCAUCCAGGCUUUCGUCAAUCUUCCUGUCACCAAACAUGAUCUUCUUGGUGCCCCGGAAAACUUCUCUGUCGAUGCGUUCCUCACAGGCCCCGGCCUCCUGGUCAUUGUACAUGGUCAAUUUAUCGAAGCGCCUUCCCAGGGCAUCCGCUCAUUCGAUAGAACCUUCAUCUUGGCACCUGCGCCAGAAGACUCUCGUGCUAGAGCCAAUGGCUGGGACGUUGUCAUCCUCUCCGAUCAGUGGACAAUACGUGGCUUCUCCAAGCCAGACGCCUGGAAAACAGGUCCCUUACUCGUACAGGCGACAAUUGACACCAACCCUCCCGUCAAUCCUCGCCAUCUACCUGCUGACCAGAUGGCACUCCUCAACACAGUCCCUGAGGCCCAGCGGCCUGCCGUCCUGGAACUCUGCGGCCGCUCCCGUUUGAAUGUCAAAUAUGCAUUAGAUUGCUUAAAUGGCAACGCAUGGGAUAUUGAGCGUGCUCUUGCGAACUUUAAUGAAGUCAAGGCGACACUACCGCCAGACGCAUUCUUACGACCUAUGGCAUCCUAA
Messenger RNA from Mycena indigotica, 1905 nucleotides. RefSeq lists its product as uncharacterized. NCBI's taxonomy places the organism in Eukaryota, Fungi, Basidiomycota, Agaricomycetes, Agaricales, Mycenaceae. Gene Ontology annotation, biological process: poly(A)+ mRNA export from nucleus. The record is from RefSeq and is a predicted model, not a curated record. Gene Ontology annotation, molecular function: protein binding; RNA binding. The transcript is spliced from 9 exons. Bases 19 to 1905 code for a protein of 628 amino acids. Gene Ontology annotation, cellular component: nucleus.